AUGGGCCAGGCCGCCGGAAGAGCUACUGUGCGGCGCCGAGGGGGCGGGCCGAGCUCGCUGGCGCCUAGGAAGAACCUGGGCCUCCGCGGCGUGCGGCAGCGGCAGUGGAGCCGCUGGGCCGCGGAGAUCCGGCUGCCGCGCACCCGCGACAGGCUGUGGAUCGGCACGUUCCAGCACCCGGAGCAGGCCGCCCUGGCCUACGACGCCACGCUCUACUGCUUCUACGGCGACGAGAAGCAGCUGCCGCCGCAGCGCGUCUACAACUUCCCCGCCGCCCCGCUCCCUUACGUCCCGCCAGGGAAGCACGGCAACCUGUCCAACGAGAACAUCAAGGCCAUCGCCGAGAAGCACGCCGUAGAUCUCUACAACCUCACGUGA
Brachypodium distachyon (stiff brome) is the source of this 378-nucleotide messenger RNA. Its product is annotated as ethylene-responsive transcription factor ERF015. The record is from RefSeq and is a predicted model, not a curated record. Gene Ontology annotation, molecular function: transcription cis-regulatory region binding; DNA-binding transcription factor activity. The transcript has 2 exons. Bases 1 to 378 code for a protein of 125 amino acids. Gene Ontology annotation, biological process: response to stress; positive regulation of DNA-templated transcription. NCBI's taxonomy places the organism in Eukaryota, Viridiplantae, Streptophyta, Magnoliopsida, Poales, Poaceae. Gene Ontology annotation, cellular component: nucleus.